Molecule: messenger RNA, 1933 nt
Organism: Marmota monax (woodchuck)
Lineage: Eukaryota; Metazoa; Chordata; Mammalia; Rodentia; Sciuridae
Gene: Rabggta
Product: Rab geranylgeranyltransferase subunit alpha
Exons: 17
Coding region: 153-1856 (567 amino acids)
Biological process (GO): protein geranylgeranylation
Cellular component (GO): cytoplasm; Rab-protein geranylgeranyltransferase complex
Molecular function (GO): zinc ion binding; Rab geranylgeranyltransferase activity; protein binding
Source: RefSeq, a predicted model, not a curated record
GCGUGCAGUCGUCCCUAGUGCUCAGGUGCCACGACUUGGGCUGCGGCCCCGGUGGAUCGGGCUGUGGAAAGGGCUGCGCGGGUGGAGAUCCCAGUCCUGACUUCGGUGCUACCCCUGGACCCCUCCCCUGCCCUGAACGCUGAGCCGGCACCAUGCACGGGCGCCUGAAGGUGAAGACGUCAGAAGAGCAGGCGGAGGCCAAAAGGCUAGAGAGGGAGCAAAAGCUGAAACUCUACCAGUCAGCCACCCAAGCUGUCUUCCAGAAGCGCCAGGCUGGAGAGCUAGAUGAGUCAGUACUGGAACUGACAAGCCAGAUUCUGGGAGCCAAUCCUGACUUUGCUACCCUCUGGAAUUGUCGACGAGAGGUGUUCCAGCAGCUGGAGACCCAGAAGUCCCCCGAGGAGUUGGCUGCUCUGGUGAAGGCAGAACUGGGCUUCCUGGAGAGCUGCCUACGUGUGAACCCUAAGUCCUAUGGCACCUGGCACCACCGCUGCUGGCUGCUAGGCCGCCUGCCUGAGCCCAACUGGGCCCGGGAACUGGAAUUAUGUGCCCGCUUUCUUGAAGUCGAUGAACGGAACUUUCACUGCUGGGAUUAUCGGCGGUUUGUGGCUGCACAGGCAGCUGUGCCCCCUGCAGAGGAGCUAGCCUUCACUGACAGCCUCAUCACCCGAAACUUCUCCAACUACUCCUCCUGGCAUUACCGUUCUUGCCUCUUGCCCCAGCUGCACCCCCAGCCAGACUCUGGCCCACGGGGGCGCCUCCCUGAAGAUGUGCUGCUCAAAGAGCUGGAGCUGGUGCAGAAUGCCUUCUUCACUGACCCCAAUGACCAGAGUGCUUGGUUCUAUCACCGCUGGCUUCUGGGCCGAGCUGACCCCCAGGAUGCGCUGCACUGCCUGCAUGUGAGCCGAGAUGAGGCCUGCCUGACUGUGUCCUUCUCUCGGCCCCUCCUAGUAGGCUCCAGUACAGAGACCUUGCUACUCAUGGUUGAUGAGUCACCCCUGAUUGUGGAGUGGAGGACCCCAGAUGGCAGAAACCGACCCAGCCACGUCUGGCUCUGUGACCUGCCCACUGCCUCCCUCAAUGACCAGUUGCCCCAACAUACAUUUCGUGUCAUUUGGACAGCAGGCGAUGCUCAGAAGGAGUGUGUGCUUUUAAAAGGCCGCCAAGAGGGCUGGUACCGGGACUCAGCCACUGAUGAGCAACUGUUUAGGUGUGAGCUGUCAGUGGAGAAGUCCACAGUGCUACAAUCUGAGCUCAAAUCCUGUAAGGAGCUGCAGGAGCUGGAGCCUGAGAAUAAAUGGUGCCUGCUUACCAUCAUUCUGCUGAUGCGGGCACUGGACCCCCUCUUGUAUGAGAAGGAGACACUGCAGUACUUCCAAACCCUCAAGGCUGUAGACCCUAUGCGAGCAGCCUACCUGGACGACCUGCGCAGCAAAUUCUUGCUAGAGAACAGUGUGCUCAAGAUGGAGUAUGCCGAUGUACGCGUGCUACACCUGGCUCACAAGGAUCUGACAGUGCUCUGCCAUCUGGAACAGCUGCUUUUGGUUACCCAUCUUGACCUGUCACAUAAUCGUCUCCGAACCCUGCCCCCUGCCCUGGCUGCUCUGCGUUGCCUUGAGGUGCUGCAGGCAAACGAUAACGCCAUAGAGUCCCUGGAUGGCAUUACCAACUUGCCCCGGCUGCAGGAACUUUUACUGUGCAACAACCGCCUCCAGCAACCUGCAGCACUCCAGCCUCUUGCCUCCUGCCCCAGGCUAGUCCUUCUCAACUUGGAGGGCAACCCACUAUGCGAAGAGGGGGGUGUCUUGGAGCACCUGGCUGAAUUGCUGCCUUCAGUUAGCAGCAUCCUCACCUAAGAGGCCCUGCCCUACACCUUUGCCCUUUAACUUAUUGGGACUGAAUAAAGAAUGGAGAGGCCCCUUCAGGCUGCUGA